Megalopta genalis is the source of this 438-nucleotide messenger RNA. RefSeq names its product ribosomal protein S3. Lineage: Eukaryota; Metazoa; Arthropoda; Insecta; Hymenoptera; Halictidae. Gene Ontology annotation, molecular function: structural constituent of ribosome; RNA binding. Gene Ontology annotation, cellular component: nucleus; cytosolic small ribosomal subunit. The record is from RefSeq and is a predicted model, not a curated record. Gene Ontology annotation, biological process: positive regulation of apoptotic signaling pathway; translation.
GAGGUCUUGCUGUACGAAGAGCUUGCUAUGGGGUUCUUCGUUUCAUUAUGGAAUCUGGAGCAAAGGGUUGCGAAGUUGUAGUUAGUGGCAAACUACGUGGACAGAGAGCAAAGUCCAUGAAGUUUGUUGAUGGAUUAAUGAUCCACUCUGGUGAACCCACAAAUGAGUAUGUGAAUACUGCAACCCGCCACGUACUUCUUAGACAAGGUGUACUUGGUAUCAAAGUAAAGAUUAUGCUUCCGUAUGAUCCCCAAGGCAAAACAGGUCCCAAGAAACCUCUUCCAGAUUCUGUUUCCAUUGUGGAACCAAAGGAUGAGAUUUUCCCAUCGCAACCAUCUUCAGAAGUGAAACCGUCGAAAGACAUAACACAGCCAAUACCACCUGUGAUUACAGUGUAAUUCAUACACAAUGAAAAUAAAUUUCUAAAAGAAGUGUUAA